UCCUCUCUCUGUUCCCCGGAGCUCUCACACUAAAACCUCUCUCCGUCGCGACUGUGUUUCCGAUUUUCAGCUCUAGCUGCAGAAAUGGGCAAGGGUCCAGGUCUCUACACCGACAUCGGCAAAAAGGCUAGAGAUCUUCUGUAUAGGGAUUACCAGACGGACCACAAGUUCACGAUCACUACCUACUCUCCUACUGGUGUGGUCAUUACUUCGACUGGAUCAAAGAAAGGAGAUCUGUUUUUGGGUGAUGUUAACACUCAGUUGAAGAAUAAGAACAUCACCACUGAUUUUAAAGUGGACACCAACUCUAACGUCUUUACCACCAUCACUGUUGAUGAAGCUGCUCCUGGCUUGAAAAUCAUUUCAAGCUUCAGAGUUCCUGAUCAAAGAUCUGGCAAGGUUGAGCUUCAAUAUUUACAUGACCAUGCCGGGAUAAGCACCAGUGUGGGGUUAACAGCAAACCCCAUCGUCAACUUCUCUGGUGUGGUAGGAACUAAUGCUCUUGCGCUUGGAACUGAUGUGUCCUUUGACACAAAGAGUGGAGCCUUCACCAAAUACAAUGCAGGCUUGAGCUUCACAAAUUCAGACCUGAUUGCUUCGUUGACCCUGAAUGACAAAGGUGACUCUCUGAGUGCAUCAUACUACCACCACGUCAAUCCAUUGAGUAAUACUGCUGUUGGUGCUGAGGUGAACCACAGUUUCUCAUCCAAUGUGAAUACCAUUACCGUUGGUACCCAGCACCAGUUGGAUCCUUUGACAACCGUGAAGGCACGGGUGAACAACUUCGGGAGGGCAAAUGCUCUGAUCCAGCACGAGUGGCGUCCCAAGUCCCUUAUCACCCUAUCAGGUGAGGUAGAUGUCAAAGCAGUCGACAAGAGUGCAAAGUUUGGACUUGCCUUGGCUCUCAAGCCCUGAAUUUGCUUUGGAAUAGUUAACCAAGAGGAUCAAUAUACGAUUGCAUGUUGAGAGGAAACAUGGGAACAUGUUCUUUGGCAGUAGUUCAUCAGGUUGUUUUUUUUGGAUUGUAAAAAUAAUUCUAGAUGGUCGGAUGAACCCUUGUUACUUUUCUUCUACUUCCUGAAUCAUCUUUCUGAAACUAUUAAUCAUCGUACUGUACCGAAACAAAAAAGCACCAUUUAAGGCCGCUGAUUUUGUCAUUGCUCAAUAAAUCUGCAUCUCAGAUUCACAGUGGUCUGCAGGUUUUGGACA
Molecule: messenger RNA, 1209 nt
Organism: Ipomoea nil (Japanese morning glory)
Lineage: Eukaryota; Viridiplantae; Streptophyta; Magnoliopsida; Solanales; Convolvulaceae
Product: mitochondrial outer membrane protein porin of 34 kDa
Exons: 6
Coding region: 85-915 (276 amino acids)
Biological process (GO): monoatomic anion transmembrane transport
Cellular component (GO): mitochondrial outer membrane
Molecular function (GO): voltage-gated monoatomic anion channel activity
Source: RefSeq, a predicted model, not a curated record